Durusdinium trenchii is the source of this 851-nucleotide messenger RNA. The record is from the annotation of a GenBank genome assembly. NCBI's taxonomy places the organism in Eukaryota, Dinophyceae, Suessiales, Symbiodiniaceae.
AAGCUGUAUUUGGUUCAAAAAGUAGCGGCAAAAUAUUGGCCUUUGAGGUGAGAAAUGGCCGCGGUUCACGAGGAUGAUUAUGACUACUUGUACAAGGUUGUACUAGUCGGUGAUGCCACAGUUGGCAAGACACAUCUUUUGUCUCGCUACAUCAAGGGUUCAUUGCCAAAAAAUCCAACUGCCACGAUCGGGGUGGAAUUUGCAACCCGUACUGUUCCUUUGGCCGUCGGGGGCACAGUGAAAGCGCAGAUUUGGGACACUGCAGGACAGGAGAGGUACCGGGCGAUCACAAGUGCUCAUUACCGACGAGCAGUUGGUGCCCUGUUGGUGUAUGACAUAACCAGAGAAGGGACAUUCAAGAGUUGUACCAAAUGGAUGGAGGAGUUGCGACAGAGUGCUGAGCCAGACAUUGUUAUCAUGCUAGUUGGCAACAAGGUGGACCUUGUGGAAAAGGAUCCCUCGCUACGGCAGGUGUACUUCGACGCGGCUCAUGAGUUUGCCAAGCUCCACGGCUUGAUAUUUGAGGAGGCCAGUGCAGUGACCUCCCACAAUGUGAAGUACAUUUUCGAACACCUGCUUCAGGAGAUCUAUGACCAGACCUCCAAGAGAAGAGAGCAGCAAAGCAUUGACAACAGUAAUAUGGUGGGCGGCAUUCAGGUAGCAGCAAUCGGUCCAAAAAAUGAUAGCUGUGAUAACUCCUGUUGACGAGCAGUUCCAGUGAUGGAGGCCUGUAGGACAACCGUGACGGCCAAAGCGCCAUUUUUGGAGAAAGCAGGGAUUCUUGAGCAAGGACGCUACUAGGAGCAAAGGGCAUCGCUACUAGGAGCAAGGACGCUACUGGGGGCUCCUGG